UAAGAUUAACUUUGGGCUACGUGAAGGCAUGUCUGGCAACAAACUAGCAGUCAAGCAUCAUUUCUUUGGUUGUGUCUAACAUAUCGGAAGGUACAAUUUAAGCAAUGCAAUGCGGAAAACAAACAGCAACCUAAGGCUAUGGUUGAGGUGAUGACGUUAUGAAGCAAAGUGAAACAAGAUUACAAAGAGCCCCCCUUCCCCAUCUUGGCUGGAUCUGUCAAAACCACGCCUAUGGAACUCUACAAUUGGUCCAGAAAGCGUAAAAUCGGCAAUCAAGGAGGGAUGCUUCAUUAGUGUGUGGAAACAGAGGGGGAGGAAUAUGCGAGACAGUCACUGUGGCGAGGCAACAGGACCUAGAGCUUAUAAACUGUGCUCAAUUUGUAUGCCUUUUUCUUCAAGAGUUUUUUAUUUUUUGGUUUGACGGAACCUGAGAAGAAGAGGAUCCUUGGUUAUACUUUGAAAGCGCGAACACUGUCUUUUGGAAGGAUAUUAUCUCUACUUCGUCGGAGCACCGGCACUGGGAAUAGCCUACCAGAUUAUUUCCCUCUGCAGUCACGGGGCAGUGUGUGGCUUUCGCUGUCGACUUCGGGCUCACACUUUCUGCCAAUAGCGACAACUGAACAUUUCCUCUGAGCUGAAGGCUUUGUGGGUCAACGUAUAGCCUAAGAAUAUAAUAUUUCAUAUCGAUAUUUUUGGAUGCACCGAUGAGAGAUCCAGUUUACACGGGGACUAACAUGGCUUAUCACCCUUUCCACGCUCACCGGGCGGCUGACUUCCCCAUGUCAGCCUUUCUUGCCGCUGCUCAGCCGUCUUUUUUCCCGUCACUGGCGCUGCCACACGGUGCCCUGACGAAGCCACUAUCGGACCAUGCUCUCUCUGGGGCGGCGGAGGCUGGAUUGCACGCUGCGUUGGGGCAUCACCACCAGGCGGCCCAUCUUCGGUCUCUAAAGAGCUUGGAACCGGAGGAAGACGUAGAGGAUGAUCCAAAAGUUAUCUUAGAGUCAAAGGAUCUGUGGGAUCAGUUUCACAAAAUUGGCACUGAAAUGGUCAUAACAAAGUCAGGAAGGAGAAUGUUUCCGGCCUUCAAAGUUCGGGUAAAUGGCCUAGAUAAAAAAUCAAAGUAUAUCCUCUUGAUGGAUAUAGUUGCCGCCGAUGACUGUCGAUACAAAUUUCACAAUUCCCGCUGGAUGGUUGCUGGAAAAGCCGAUCCGGAGAUGCCCAAGCGAAUGUACAUCCAUCCAGACAGUCCUGCUACGGGCGAGCAAUGGAUGGCUAAGCCUGUUACUUUCCAUAAACUCAAGCUGACGAACAAUAUAUCGGAUAAACAUGGAUUCACUAUACUGAAUUCCAUGCACAAAUACCAACCCCGGUUUCACAUCGUCAGAGCCAAUGAUAUUUUGAAGCUUCCAUACAGCACCUUUAGGACUUAUCUUUUUCCAGAGACGGAUUUCAUUGGCGUCACUGCAUAUCAAAAUGACAAGAUCACUCAGUUAAAAAUUGAUCACAACCCGUUCGCGAAAGGAUUCAGGGACACGGGAAAUGGGCGGAGAGAAAAAAGGAAACAAUUAAGCCUUCCUUCGCUGCGCAUGUACGAGGAGCAGUGCAAAGUGGACCGAGAUGGAGGAGACUCAGAUGCGUCCUCUUGCGAACCAUCGACUGGGAGAGACUCCGUUCACUCCCCGCUUGGGAACGUUACCAGUCCACUUAAAUUGAUCAGGAACAGUCGAGAUGACAAAACCUGCACUGAAAGCGACCAAGAACUUGACCACCAGGAGGACAGGUCCAGCCCUGGCCCUGCCUCCCCGUCAUCUUUCAGCCCGCUCUGCGAGGACAGGGCGAAAGACAGGACCAGCGUGGACAAGAGGAGUGACAGCCUGGACUCCAGGAAAGACUCUUCAGACUCCAUUUUCAGCAUCAGGAACCUCGAGAAGAGCAAGGGAGACUCAGCGAGUCGGAAAGACUCCGAGGCCUCCAAGAAGGACAUGGAGUGCUCGGGCAUGAGCGGGAUCAAGGAGGGCUACUCUCCGCUCAUGGUGCAGACAGAGAGUCCGUCGCACUUCAGUGCGAGUCACCUGCAGAGUCUGGCCCUGUCCGGCCUGCAUGGCCAGCAUUUUUUUAAUCCGUUGAGCGGUGGACAGCCGCUGUUAUUUCACCCGGGACAGUUCGCCAUGGCCCCGGGGGCCUUCUCCACCAUGGGGAUGGGACACUUUCUGGCCUCUAUGUCUGGAGCUGGAGGCAUGGAGAAUGGAGGUCUGUCCUCUCAAAGUGCCAGCGCAAGUGCUUUCCCUUACCACUUAACCCAGCACAUGCUGACGUCUCAGGGUAUUUCGAUGCCUCCCUUCGGGGGCCUGCUCCCGUACCCCUACACCUACAUGGCCGCGGCAGCAGCAGCAGCCUCCGCACUGCCCUCUGGUGGCGGCGCCUCUUCCCUCGGCAGGAGCGCUUUCCUGGGCAGCUCACGGCCGCGCCUGCGCUUCAACCCCUACCAGAUCCCUAUGUCCAUCCCGCAGAGUGGCCUGCUCUCUGCUGCCGGCUAUCCGAGCGGUAUGAACACGGAGUCCGAGUCCUCCGUGUCGGCCAGCCGGGAGGCGAGCCCGGUGUCGGAGCACCACAGCUCCAAGUCCACAGCCGGUCAGAGGACUGGCUCUCCCAAAGCCACUGUGAAGGAUUCUAUGAACGACUUGCAAAACAUACAGAGGCUGGUGAGUGGGCUUGAAAGGAAGAAGGAGGCUGCGUCAUCAUCGGGCAGAGAGUCCCCGAAAUGAUGACGUGCAUCAUCUUCAGACACUUCACGAUGAUACAUUCUCAUGAACACCCAUGUUUGUUUUUUUUGUACUCGUGUGCAGCAGUCAAGCAAGAACCGUUGACAUAGAGCAGAGAGUUCUUUUGUCAGAUGUUGGACGUAUAUCCAGAUGAUGUAUGCAGGAGGUCACAAUUCCCUUCAUAGUUGGUAGACAGAAACCGGAUGAUCCCAUAAUGCCUUUGUCUGUCAUAAGUGAUGGCAGGUUAUGGUGUAAUUCCUGUGAGCCUGUUUGGUGAAAUGAGCCAAUGGCAGGCAUCCACUGACUAAGGAAAGUCAUCUGAGAAAGAAGGUUGUGUAGAAGGAGGUCUACGACUAUGUGUUAUCCCAACAUACAGUAGCUACAUCCAAAUAUGCAUGGUAAAAGGGAUGGGAGAGCUGAGAUCAGCAUGAUAGAUUCUGGAUAUUUUGCUGGUUAGCUGUGUGUGUGUGUGUGUGUGUGUGUGUGUGUGUGUGUGUGUGUGUGUGUGUGUGUGUGUGUGUCUGUGUCUGUGUCUGUGUCUGUGUGUCUGUCUGUGUGUGACCUUUGUUUUUUAUUAUUAUUUAUGUAAAUGAAAGUAAGAUAUUGUUGUAAAUAUGUUCAAUGCAUUGAAGGACAUAGUCUUAAUUUAUUUAAAGUUGUACAUGGAUGUGUAAAUAUUGUUAGGUUUUAAUUUGUUACAUUUAUAUAAAUAUAUUACCUUUUACAUGACAAUAUACUGUAAAUGAAUACUAAUUAGUGCUUGGUGGUUUGAAACGAAUGUGUUUGGGUAUUUGUGAUGCAUUGCUGUUACGUUUGCCAGACCUGUGAAGGAAAGGAUUGCCAUCACAACUUUGUCCAGCUUUCAUUAUGUUUCUUUUUUUACAUAAUAAAACAUUUGCGUUGCUAUAUAGACCAUUUUUGAGACAGUGAUGCAAUAUAGGCAGGGAAAACUCAGGUUUCUUUUUAAUCUGGCAUGUGUGACAUUUACAAUUUUCAGAAGAACUCAAAUUUGCCUCUUGUGCUGGAUGUUCGGGUAAAUGGAUUUUAUUUUUUCUUGAAUUCUCUCUAUUUCAAUAAAAAGAAUGUGUUGUUAA
Messenger RNA from Alosa alosa (allis shad), 3856 nucleotides. It is a transcript of the gene tbx2a, whose product is annotated as T-box transcription factor 2a. Bases 705 to 2765 code for a protein of 686 amino acids. The transcript is spliced from 8 exons. Lineage: Eukaryota; Metazoa; Chordata; Actinopteri; Clupeiformes; Clupeidae. Gene Ontology annotation, molecular function: RNA polymerase II cis-regulatory region sequence-specific DNA binding; DNA-binding transcription factor activity, RNA polymerase II-specific. Gene Ontology annotation, cellular component: nucleus. The record is from RefSeq and is a predicted model, not a curated record. Gene Ontology annotation, biological process: positive regulation of DNA-templated transcription; regulation of transcription by RNA polymerase II; cell fate specification.